AUGCUCCAGACGGUUUGGGUGUCCUCACCAAGGAGCUGGGCUUUGCAGGAGUCCAGGAGCCACCGCCGGGGCAAGAAAAGGUGCUGGAAAUGUAGACUUGUCAGGACUAUAAUCCGGCAUCCAUGUCGGAGGCACACCCCCAAACGCUCCAGGAGAGAAAGAAUGUUGAGGAAAAUCCAGAUAUGCCUCUGUUUCUGCUUUGUCUCGGGCAUUUUGUACGAGAUCUCCCUCUUGUCCAGCUGUGUCUUCUCCUACUUGCCCAUGGCCCAGCACUACCUGACACCUGAGCAGGUGCUGAACCUUGGCAAGAGCAUCAUUUUCCUGGAGACGACGGAGCGCCUGGAGCCGCCCCCGCUGGUGUCGUGCUCCGUGGAAUCCGCUGCCCGCAUUUACCAGGACAGACCCAUCAUCCUCUUCCUGAGGGGACUCACCAACGAGACAGCCUUGGACAUGAACACCAGCUAUGCAGCCUUCUCCCUCCUGUCUUCCAUGAAGAAUGUCUUCAUUUUCCCUCUCCAGAUGGAAACAGUCUUCCAGGAGACCCCUCUGCUCCAGUGGUACAACCAGGUGGUCCCGGAGCAGGAGAAGAACUGGGUGCACGUCAGCUCGGACGCCAGCAGACUGGCGCUCAUCUGGAAGUACGGGGGCAUCUACAUGGACACGGAUGUCAUCUCCAUCCGGCCCAUCCCCCAGGAGAGCUUCCUGGCGGCGCAGAAGUCGCGCUUCUCCAGCAACGGCAUCUUCGGCUUCCCUGCCCGCCACAAGUUCAUCUGGGACUGCAUGGAGAACUUCGUUCUCAAGUACAACGGCAACAUCUGGGGCAACCAGGGCCCCUUCCUGAUGACGAGGAUGCUCAAAACGCUCUGCAACCUCACGGAUUUCCAAGGCACUGAGGACCACAGCUGCCAGAACAUCUCCUUCCUCAACCCUCAGCGUUUCUACCCCAUCCCAUACCCAGCCUGGAGCCGGUACUACCAGGUGUGGGAUAAAAGCCCCAGUUUCAACCAUUCCUACGCUCUGCACCUGUGGAACUUCAUGAACCGCAACCGCAAGGUCGUGGUGGCCGGCAGCAACACCCUGGCUGAGAAACUCUACAAAACCUACUGCCCCAGCACCUACGAGGACCUGAUCCAGAAUGCCAAGCACAGGGAUCUCCCAGGCCCUGAGGAUGUUGAGUGACGUGGAGC
Ficedula albicollis (Collared flycatcher) is the source of this 1187-nucleotide messenger RNA. It is a transcript of the gene A4GNT, whose product is annotated as alpha-1,4-N-acetylglucosaminyltransferase. Gene Ontology annotation, biological process: protein O-linked glycosylation. The record is from RefSeq and is a predicted model, not a curated record. NCBI's taxonomy places the organism in Eukaryota, Metazoa, Chordata, Aves, Passeriformes, Muscicapidae. Bases 1 to 1179 code for a protein of 392 amino acids. Gene Ontology annotation, molecular function: acetylglucosaminyltransferase activity. The transcript has 3 exons.